Molecule: messenger RNA, 1181 nt
Organism: Bemisia tabaci
Lineage: Eukaryota; Metazoa; Arthropoda; Insecta; Hemiptera; Aleyrodidae
Molecular function (GO): N-acetyltransferase activity
Source: RefSeq, a predicted model, not a curated record
CGGAGGUGGAGUCACGCUUUUAUCGAUCUGUCAGCUGUUCCGGGAAUUUUCAGAGCACGGUUGGAUAGUUCGUGGGGUUAAUUUAUCGUCACUCUCUGUAAGCUCUAUGUCCUUAGUUCCCAACCGAUCAACAGGUGGAUCCAGUUUCCCUCCGAUGAGUCAGUGAAAAACCAUUUGCUAAAUUAUUUAAGGUGGGUGGAAGAGCGUGAAAGAAAUUGAAGGAUGGAGGUAAACUGUGGCAGCGGUAACGGGGAGUCGACAAUAUUUCGACGGAUAAAGCACGAGGCGAAAGAUGGACGUCCAACCAUAAACUACCGCAUCCAGCUCAUUGACGAAUCUUUGUUCGACGAGACCCUCCUCUUCAUGGGACAACAUUUCCUUGCGAACGAGAACAUAACCUCAUGCAUCGGAGUUUUGGGAGACAAAGAGGCAACUGAAGAGGCCCACGACAUUUGGAGAAAGUACUUAUCAAAAAAGGUUUCAUUAGGUGCUUUUUUGGUGGACGACAAAGGCAACCGGGGCCCUAUGAUUAGUUGCAACGUUCUUGAUGUGUCACAGAAUGGAGAAGAGGAACCUGUCUCUAUGGACAGUUUCCGGACGGAGAAGUGGCGUAAGAUAUUCAAGACGCUGGCCGCAGUGGAGGAGCAGGUGAGCGUGUUCUGGAAGUUCGAGUGUCAGGCGUACGUUCACGCUGUGGGUCUGGUCGUGGCACCCGAAUUCGAGCGACGCGGGAUCGGGUUCGAGAUGCUCGGAGCCCGAGAGGACGUCUGCCGCUUCACCAACACCCAAGUUAGCGCCACCGUCUUCACCGGAGAGGCAUCGCAACGCCUCGCCCUCCGCCACGGUUGGCAGGUCCUUUCCGAGCUGGACAUCACCACUUUUACCAUCGAUGGACAGAUCGUCUACUCCAAUCCUAAGAGUCCUGUCAUCAAGCUCAUGGCUAAAAGAUACUUCCAUUAGACCAGUGGGCGUAGGGGGCCAACGAGCUGAUUAUUUAUGUUGAUAGACUAAGCGAUGGACAAAUAAGGCAAAGAGACGAUUGACAGAUCGUCUACUCCUAAGAGUCUCGUCCUCAGUAGAGUCCCUUUAUGCUGAGAGUCAAGACAAUUCGGCUCAUGGAUGUCACAAACGGGAAUAAAGAUUACAGAAAUUGAACGUUUUUCGUAAUCUUUGAUCGGCCC